Molecule: messenger RNA, 531 nt
Organism: Phytophthora sojae
Lineage: Eukaryota; Oomycota; Peronosporomycetes; Peronosporales; Peronosporaceae
Exons: 3
Coding region: 1-531 (176 amino acids)
Source: RefSeq, a predicted model, not a curated record
AUGCGGCGCGACUUGUCCCGAGAGCGCGUCUUCUUCCUGCUCGUGCUGGCCGCUGGGCUGCUGGUGCUGUCGGGCCUCAUGCUGCGCCACGAGAGCGCCGUGCUGCCCGCGCGCACCUUCCGCGAUGGCUUCACGGUGGCCGAGGGCGUGGUACGGCGCGCGGAGAUGACGGAGGACGGCGACGAGAUCACCAUCAAGCGGUCAGCCACGUCCAAGGGCAACAAGAUCACGACCAUCUCGCGUGACGAUAAGGGAAAGCUCACGAUCGAGGACGCAACGGCCGAGGAGCGACGCACAGAGGCAGAGACCGAGGCCGACGAGUCCCCCAAGGCAGAGAAGGAGGAUACAUUCGAGGAUAUCCCCACUGGGUCCCCCAGUGCCAUCCUCGAGCAGGAUACAGACGCACAAGAGGAGGCGGUGGUCGUGAGCGGCGGCAAGAAGGUGACCGUGGUGCAGGUGAACCGGUCGCUGACCAAAGUGAGUCUAUCAGACGUAGAGGAAGAGGUUGAGGAGGAGAAUGCCACCAGGUAG